Molecule: messenger RNA, 2161 nt
Organism: Aaosphaeria arxii CBS 175.79
Lineage: Eukaryota; Fungi; Ascomycota; Dothideomycetes; Pleosporales
Exons: 2
Coding region: 102-1979 (625 amino acids)
Biological process (GO): membrane protein proteolysis
Cellular component (GO): membrane; lumenal side of endoplasmic reticulum membrane; cytoplasmic side of endoplasmic reticulum membrane
Molecular function (GO): aspartic endopeptidase activity, intramembrane cleaving
Source: RefSeq, a predicted model, not a curated record
ACAUAUAGCACGACUGUCACAAUCGUUCAUACCGAUCUUUGUCGCUAGAUUGCUUGCGCUGGACUCGCCACUUCGUCCAAGCACUGUAGCAUCCGCUGAGAAUGGACGCCGAUCUGUUUGGCCGUCUACUUGGUCGCGCGACCGCCGAGUUCGUAGAGAUACGUCCAUUAUUACCCACGUAUAUACACCUCAUAGCUUCCGCGCUAUUUCCAAUCUACACAGGAGCCCACGCAUCUCUAUCACGGCCUACCUCCGCAGCUAAGCCCACGAAACGUAAAGCCGACCGCAAUGAUGACGAGGACAGCGACGAUGAGGACGAAGAAGAAGAAUACAAGAUGGAGGGCCUAUCUCCAACCGAUGCAAUACUCAUGCCGCUUUUGGCGGGAUGCACACUUGCAGGGCUCUAUUUCUUGAUAAAGUGGCUCGACGAUCCCAAGCUGCUCAAUAAAAUCCUGAAUGGCUAUUUUGCCAUCUUUGCGGUUUUCUCGGUUUCACGAUUAAUUACAGAUGCAUUGGAUAUUGGACACUCGCUCAUAUACCCACACAGGUUCGCUAUAGGAGGUGCACUCUAUCAUGUCGAUGGAAACGAGAAGAAGGCCUUGCCAGUCGAUGGGAGAAUCGAAGGCAACGAAGAAAAGAAAUCUCCACUUCCGGGCUUCUUGAAUCGAAUACCAUUGACGGAGGGCUUUCUAAACAUUCUAUGGAGCGAUCGGGCAAUGCCUAAAAACAAAUGGACGAUACGGAUGUAUAUCCAUCGCGUAUUUGCUGGGAAGGUGCUUCUCGGCGCCCACGGCAUUGUCGGCUUCGCCAUCUCUCUUUGUUCCGUACUCUAUUUCAAUUUUGUGGACAAGCCAUGGUAUUUGACGAAUCUCAUGGGAUUUGGGUUCUCCUAUGGCGCCUUGCAACUGAUGUCGCCCACGACUUUUGGCACUGGAAGCCUGAUCCUGUGUGCACUAUUCUUCUACGAUAUCUACUUUGUUUUCUUUACACCAAUGAUGGUAACAGUAGCGAAGUCACUGGAUGUCCCAAUCAAACUUGUAUUUCCUCGCCCAUCCCCCCCAGAUGCCCCUAGCUCAGCAGCAUCCCAUGCUAUGCUUGGCUUGGGGGAUGUCGUGCUUCCUGGUAUUAUGAUAGGCCUGGCCUUACGCUUCGAUCUUUUCGUCUUCUAUCUUCGCAAGCAGAAACUCGUGAAGCGGGCUGGUGUUGAUGGACAAGACCAUGAAACCGUAGAAAAGGCGAAGUAUUUCUCGCUAGCCGGCAGAUGGAGUGACCACUUCUGGACUCAUUCAUUGUUUGGGCGUCCGCUUUUCAAAUCCUCCAGCACCAGUCGACAGGAACAGCCCUUUACUUUCCCAAAGGUGUACUUCAAGGCCAGUUUGACUGGGUAUAUCCUCGGCAUGCUAGCUACUCUUGGUGUUAUGCAGAUCUGGGGGCAUGCACAGCCAGCCCUACUAUAUCUCGUUCCUGGCGUUCUUGGAAGUUUAUGGCUAACGGCACUCGUGCGUGGCGAGCUUGGCCUGAUGUGGGGGUUCAGCGAAGCUGUGGAAGAAGAGGAGGAAGUGAAAGGGGAGAAGAGUUCUGACUCCGUAACCAAUAGUACUACUGCACCAGAACGUUCGAGUUUCUUUUCCCUCUCCGACAAGAAGGGCCAGGAGCGAGAGGAUCGCAUGAAAAAGGCUUUUAGCAAGCAUUUGAAGGUCGAAAAUGAGAGCGAUGACGAAGUUGAUCAAGAGCCGAGUGGAAAUUCAAAGAAGGAGACUGGGGUACAGGCCACUGUAGGACAUAAGCCCAAGCGAGAAGUCCUCUCGUUCUCGAUUGAGGCCCCGUGGGAUCUCAAGAGCCCGCGGUCUAUCAAGAAGAAGCCUUCUAACGUGCUGGAGUCGGAAAACGCUAAUGGUCAAAAGCAACCAGAAGAUGCGUCGACCGAAGUCGAUCGCACCACAAGUGAGCCUGCUGGCAAACGUGUCAGACGUUCAUGAAUCUGCUUUCCCAUUUGUGGGCACGUGUUAUCUUUGAAGGGAAACAGGCGUUAGACACUGGCUAAACGAUCACGUUAUUAUGAUUAUGGGGGAGCUAUACGCAUUCAUGGCAUAGCGAUGGAGUACCUCUUGCUCGUUUUAUGGUCGUGGUUGAGCAGAGAAAAGGAAUAUGUAUAAUGUAU